CUUAGAUUAAAACUUGAAGGAGGUGACAUUCCCAAGGAUAGCAAGACUGUCAAGUUUUACCAUGUCUGCCAGAAAAUACAGAAGUUCAAUUUAUCUUUGACAGAAAUUCACAACCCUGUCCAAGGAGAAUAUAGAUUGGAGAUUAUAGAUGGGGACAGGAAAAUAGUGAUAUCAAAGUCAGAACUUGAUAAUGUCAUCUGCAAAUUUUACACUGAGUUGCGGGGUUCUGGAGCAAAGAAAAUAAGAACAUUGAUAAACCAGUAUUAUGCUGGCAUUUCUCAGGAAGCCAUACAAGACUUUAUAGACAGGCAAGAUGACAGGCAACUGUUACAUCCUAAAUUUGUUAAUGCUGCCAAACUAAAACCGGUGAUUUCAAGAACACCAAUGGGGCGACAUCAGGUUGACCUUGUGGAACUAACUGGAAUGCCUGCAGAAAAUGAUGGUGAAACAUUCAUUUACAUCUUGUCUGUUAUUGAUGUUUUCACAAGAUUCUUGUGGCUUCGGCCUCUUUCCAACAAAAGAGCCUGUUCAGUGGCAUUGGAACUCAACAAAAUCUACUUUGAGUAUGGAUGGGGAAAUCCAAGAAUCUUACAGUGCGAUCAAGGCUCCGAGUUUAAGGGAGCAGUCAACCAACUCUGCAUAGAAAUGGGAACGAAGAUUGUCCGAAGUCGGGCUCACCAUCCACAAUCUCAGGGAAAGAGUGAACGAUCACACCGGGAUUGGAAAAGCCAUCUCGAAUUUGAUCACAGCAAACAUGGUGAUGGAGAAAACUUCAACUGGGUGGAAAAGUUGCCAGCAUAUGCUAGAAUACACAAUGAAAGCAUUCAUUCUGCACUUGGUUGUUCACCAUACAAGGCCAUGCUGGGCUGCCCUCCAGUACACUUCAAGAAUUUGUUGAGAGCUGGAAAUACAGUUGAUGCGUACUCUUGCUCUGAAGAAGAUGAGCAGUGCGAACUAUCUGCAGAGAGUGAUGAGGAUACUGGAGACGAAUAUGGCAUUAAUGAGAGAAUAGAAGCAAUCACAAACCUCAGGAAAAAUGUGCUGCAGGCGUCACUGACCAAAUCAUCAGAAAUGAUUAAAAAACACCACGAAAACAAGGACACAUCAGUGUACAAGAUAGGGGAUGAAGUUCUGGUGAGGGUUCGUGGAAAAGAUACCAGAGUCAAACGAGGUGGGCCCAAAAAAGGGAUGAAAAAAUGCAAGGAAGGAACUAUUGUCGAAAUAGAUUCGCAGAACUCCCAAUUCAAGGUUGCCUAUCCGAACAAGCAUGUGCAGUGGGAGCAGGUGUGUGACAUUACUUCUCGGACAAGAAAAGAAGAGAAGAGGAGAAGAAUGAGGACAUAUGAAGAUGCUCGGCCAGAUGCAAGAGAAGAGGGUAGAAAGCCACUCAAAAGGGGAAAAACACAGGAUGAAAAAGGAAAGGGAGAACAACAGGCUCAAACCAAGAGGAGAGACAAUGCAGAAACAAAAGGACGCAAGACACCAACUAUGAAAGAACUGGAGAUGGAGGCCUCAUUCUAUGACCUUGACAUUGUGGACAAUGAAGGGGCUGGUAACUGCAUGUUUAUUGCAUUGGCUCAACAGCUUCAAAUACAUGACAUUGACAUAAUCAGCCAUAAACAUCUGCGAGAAAAGGUUGUGCAAUAUGUGCAGGGCAAGCGGCGUCUGUUCAAGGACUUCGUGGAUAAAAACCAUUAUCCAACAUUCAGAGACUAUAUCAUCAAGAUGAAGAUGUUGGGGGAACGGGGAGACAACAUCAUUCUGCAGGCAACAGCUGACCUCUAUAAGAGAAAGAGACGGAAGCAGCUAAUGACACCAAAAUGGACACAGAAGAUGAAUCAGAUUCAGAUUCAAAGUAUCCAAUCAACACUGCUGUAUGGGAACACAAGUGAGGAACAACUUCAAAGGCAUGAUGAGUUUGUCAGCGGCUUCCCAACACCAGACCGAAGAGUCAAUUUUGCAGAGGGAUAUCUGUCUCAAUAUAUGCAGCAAAAAAUGCUUCAGUACUUGAUAUCAGCUUUGACAUUAACAAGACUGAAAGAUACACGGAGGAUAUACUCAGGAAGUAUGCGACUGUUCAAGUGCAAGGUUGAAAAGAAGCUGGAACUUUUAACGCAAAAGCACAUGUUAGCUGCCACAGAUUACCUGAUGUAUGUUGGGGUAAAGGAAGCUAUAAUUCAUAUUCUGAUGGAUGUGCUGAAUAAACCCUAUGAAGAAGUCAACUAUGAAUGUAAAUCAACAGAAUUUGAUGCCAGUCAAGUUCCAGGGAGGGGUGUCCACAUCACUGUGGAUGACGAAUAA
This is a messenger RNA of Haliotis rufescens (red abalone), 2301 nucleotides long. RefSeq lists its product as uncharacterized. NCBI's taxonomy places the organism in Eukaryota, Metazoa, Mollusca, Gastropoda, Lepetellida, Haliotidae. The record is from RefSeq and is a predicted model, not a curated record. The transcript is spliced from 13 exons. Gene Ontology annotation, molecular function: nucleic acid binding; cysteine-type deubiquitinase activity. The coding region runs from base 385 to 2301 and encodes 638 amino acids. Gene Ontology annotation, biological process: protein deubiquitination; DNA integration.